AUGUUCCAAUCUUCGCUUUUACUGCUGUUCGCACCGUUCACCAUCUACACACUCUCUCAAGCAGCAAUAUGUACCCCUGCCCCUGGCCUUCUACCUACCGUUAGCGACUGUACAGAUCUGCUAGAGGCGAUCAGCUGGCUGUCUCGCAUGCCAGGCGAGAACAAUAUGAAGGCUUGGGGCCGCAGGCUUCCCACAACCCUUGACACACAGAAGGUACCGAAGGUCUACUGGAUCUCUGGGCGUGGUCCAACCACUUGUGCCGUUCAUGUGGACGUGGACUCAUACGAUCUAUGGGCCGUCGAUGACUUCAGACUGGCGGAUGUAGCGUCAGCUGGGGAAGAGGUGGUUGCUCAGUGCUUGUCUGCGAAGAGUAAGGUUGGUUUGGCAUAUCCAGCUGGAGCGGACGGACUUGUGCAUGCUAAGGUGGUGAGAACGGACUCGCCGUUUGGACUGGAAUCUUUUAACCAAUCCGAUGUGCAGAGGUUUGCGCUACCAGGUACAGUGGAGGCACUACAGGCUGCAACAGUCGACCCAGCUAUGUUGAUAUUGCUCGGCUUUCACCCUCUAUCAAAUGUCACAGCAAAUAUGCUGCGGGUGGAUUAG
Messenger RNA from Letharia columbiana, 603 nucleotides. RefSeq lists its product as uncharacterized. The record is from RefSeq and is a predicted model, not a curated record. The transcript is spliced from 2 exons. NCBI's taxonomy places the organism in Eukaryota, Fungi, Ascomycota, Lecanoromycetes, Lecanorales, Parmeliaceae. The coding region runs from base 1 to 603 and encodes 200 amino acids.